Microstroma glucosiphilum is the source of this 1800-nucleotide messenger RNA. RefSeq lists its product as hypothetical. The transcript has a single exon. The record is from RefSeq and is a predicted model, not a curated record. Gene Ontology annotation, cellular component: fungal-type cell wall. NCBI's taxonomy places the organism in Eukaryota, Fungi, Basidiomycota, Exobasidiomycetes, Microstromatales, Microstromataceae. Gene Ontology annotation, biological process: fungal-type cell wall polysaccharide metabolic process. The coding region runs from base 292 to 1407 and encodes 371 amino acids.
CACUCUUUAACCCACUCCCACUCCUCCCCUACAUCAUCAUCACACCCAUCGUCUCUCUUUCUCUUCCUCUCUCUCCCUCUCUCUCCCGCUCCCCUCUGCUCUCCAGUCUACACGCUUCCCAUUCUCUCGUUUGAUCGCCUAGGACGACCACCCCCUGCCCUGAACAUCUCUCACAGUCUCACGCUCAUCUGGUAGCUUUGACUUGUUCCCUGCCUCUUCCGAGAUAAGCAAAUAAAAAGCCUUCGUACAGGAACUCACAUCGCCUCAAGUCCAUCCAAGCACCAAACCACAAUGAAGUACUCUCUCCCUUCCCUUCUCGCCCUCCUUCUCGUCGCCGUCUCGAUGCAGGCCAUCGAUGUCGACGCCUCGACCAAGAAGUGCAAGGCCAAGUCGUCUACACUUUCCAGCUCUGGCUCCGGCUCUGGCUCUGGCUCCUCGUCUACAAAAUCGUCAUCUGCCAGCUCUUCGACCAAGACCAGCACUUCCUCCUCUACUUCCACAUCAUCGGGCAAUGCCACUUCCUCCGGAUCAAACACUGACUACACGCCCAACGGUAUCAAGGCAGGUGUCUCCGGCGGCAACUCCGUCAAGUACCUCGGUGCCCACAUUGGUUCCUGGAAUGAUUGGGGAGCUGCUGGUGCAAAUGACCACAAGAGCUCGUCCGCCCUCUACGUACCUAUGCUGUGGGGUAACGGUGAUAACUCUGCCAACACUGGUCUUUCCGGCACCACCAACUCUGAUCGUAUGGCUCAGUUCGAUGCACUCACUGCUGGAUCCCAGAAGUAUGUCAUGGGCUUUAACGAGUUCGACCUCAAGGGCACUGGUUCGUCUGGACUGAUGACAGCCUCCGCCGCCGCUUCAUUGUGGGACGAGAAGUUUGGCCCCUGGAAGGACGCUGGUAGUAUUCUCAUCUCGCCCUCGUGUGCCAAGCAGGCCGAUGAGACCCUCCUUGCCCCUUUCCUUGCCGCUGCCACCGUCAAGCCCGACUGCAUUGCCGUGCACAUCUUCCGCGACAGUCUCGACGGUAUGAAGAACACCAUGAACCACUACCUGAACACCUACUCUGAUUACGACUGCUUCUGGGUCACCGAGUUUGCUUAUGCCAACUACCAGAACGGUGCUCACAACUACGGUACCGUUUCUGAGACCGACGACCUCAUUGGUCAGGCCGUUGACUACUUUGAGAGUCUCGACAAGGUCAAGGCUUACUUCAUCUCCGAUGCCGACAAUGGACCCAAUGGUACAUUGACUUCGUCUGGUGGACUCACAUCGGCAGGACAAGCCUACCUUUCUGCCAUCUCCAAGUACUCGAGCACAUCCCGCAGGCGUGCCAUCAGUGGCAACCACGCUCAACGUCACGUUCGCAGGGCUGCCGCUGCCUCUCGUCGAAGUGCUCGCUCCGUCUAAAGUGGCGAUUCUGCCCUUCUCGACGACGGUGCUGCAUCUGACCGUCGUCUAGAUCGGAAGAGUUUCGGUGUGACAUCUUGUACUUUAACGACCUUGACGACGAGCUGCAUUCCCCUUGCACCUCCUCCUUCUCUCACUCUUAUCUCGCUGUCCUGCAAAUGGACGGGAUUGGCGCCAUUCUCCUAGUCUGCUGGGCGGAACUAGGUCUAGGUGGCCUCAAUUGUACUGCUUUCUCAUACACAAAGUCGUUCCCAGUGUCGUCUUCCCCCGAGAUUCCCCCCUCUCACUCUCUCAUGCUGUCGCUGUUCCGUCAUUCCUGUUGUCCAUGUGAGAGAUUGAUUCCCUCUGAUUGCAAGAUGAUGCCUGCAGCCAAUACAUUUCAUUUCCUGCAUU